CCAAGUUUUCUUGAGUGGAUUCUACUUUCCAGUUAUAGAGAUGAACGAAUGCCUGACCUGUGGUCUGUGGAAGCAGCUGUGGUGCUGGCUGGAGGACUUCUCCUGCCGUCUGCAGGACAGCAUUGUGCUCAAGCUGAUCCUGGCCAUUUGCGUGGCCCUACUGGUGGUGUUCAAUGUGUACUCGGGAUUCGCCAUGGCCAACAGCUGUAAGAGGAGAUCCGCGGAGGGGGAUGACGGUGAUGGAGAUCAUCCAAGGGGCACCUCCCGCAACUUGGACUGCACCCUUCACGUUUCCCCGGAAUCCUACGACUACGGAUGGGAUCGUGGUCCGCACACCUGGAAUACGCCGGCCAACAAUCAGAGUCCCAUCAACAUAGAGCGGAACUGUUUGGAGAUCAACUACUUCAACUCGCCCCUCGUGUGGUGCCAGUACAACGAAGUGCCCCUGGGCAUUCGCCUGGAGAACAACGGGCACACGGUGAUCCUUCGAGCUUCCUUUCCUGGUCGGCCGCCCUCCAUCGAUGGCGGGGAUCUUCUUGGGCGCUUCGACUUCCGGGAAAUCUCCUUCCGCUGGAGCUGGACCAACUCAUACGGCUCGGAGCACACGACGGACAAUCGGCACAGCCCGCUGGAGAUGCAGUGCCUUCACACAGAUGCCUACCAGGAUGGCUGCACCUCCAGCCAGGGCAUCCUGAUGAUUUCCUACUUGUUCGAAUUCUCCGAGGACAAUCCGUUCCUCGACGUCCUCGUCCAGCAUUUGGUGGCUGUUCAGCAGGCGGGCCAGGCGGUGGAAGUGCCCCCCUUUCCGCUGAGCUACCUGAUGCCGGCCUUCUACACCAAGUUCUACAGCUACCACGGAUCCCUCACCGAACCGCCUUGUCACCGCGGAGCGGAGUGGUGGGUCCACCCACCGCCCCUGGCCAUUAGCGAGCGCCAACUGAACGAAUUCCGGCAGUUGAGGAACAGGUACGGAGCUCGGAUCGGACGCAAUGCUAGACCAGUGCAGCCGCUCGAGGAACGAUCGGUCUACCUUAACCGCUACCGAACCGGGUUUUAG
Molecule: messenger RNA, 1057 nt
Organism: Drosophila rhopaloa
Lineage: Eukaryota; Metazoa; Arthropoda; Insecta; Diptera; Drosophilidae
Gene: CAH15
Product: carbonic anhydrase 7
Exons: 1
Coding region: 41-1057 (338 amino acids)
Cellular component (GO): cytoplasm
Molecular function (GO): zinc ion binding; carbonate dehydratase activity
Source: RefSeq, a predicted model, not a curated record